CCAAAGUUUGCAGUCAUAAAUGGAAUUGCUCCCUCUGAAUUGCCAAUCCUGUUGCCGAGAGUUUACUCACAUAAUGUGGAAAGUGAUUUUAUUGAAAAAGAGUAUCACACCAAAGCGGAUAGUUUG
Messenger RNA from Funneliformis geosporum, 126 nucleotides. Lineage: Eukaryota; Fungi; Glomeromycota; Glomeromycetes; Glomerales; Glomeraceae. The record is from the annotation of a GenBank genome assembly.